CGGGAGCGUCGUGAUCUAGUGAGCUAUGCGUUAAUAUUAGAGCGUAGGCUCACGGUAAGGUCGCGAGCUAUACUUCAUGCGUGGUGGUAUGAUUGGAGGAACAAGUGGGGUGCACGUGAGAGGCGUAUGCGGUCGCAUGCUGGGUCGUAAUAGUUCUGUCUCGACACAUGGGCGGGAACAACCCUGGGGCGUCCCAUAUCCGGAGCCUGGAGGCCAGCGCACAUGUCGAAUCCCCUAGCGCACCAGAGAGCUGAUUCUGACUACAAUGCUAUCGUGGUGGAUGCGAACGUGUCCUUUGCUCUCAUCGCUGCGCGGAUUCAGGACAGAAUGGCCGAGCUGCCUCUAACGACACCAGCCGAGCUCAAGAAGCUCGACGAGGAGCUCCUCGACUGGCGCGCAAACAUCAAUCCUAUUUUGAACAAUGGUCGGCAUAGCCCCGAGCCAGUUCGUCUGGCUUGCAUCGUGCUUGGGCUGCGCUAUCUGAACCAGCGCAUGACCUUGCACCGACCUUUCUUACUACUUCAGACCAUAAAAGCCAGCACGGAGGGCAAUAUGGUCUCUCAAGAUGCAGACCGGAUUGCCGAUACAUGCUGCGCAAUUGCACAGGAGACUAUCAACACUAUAGCAGACAACUGGUACCCAAAUCAGCUGUUGGGAUGGAAUUGUACCUGGUUUCUGUUCCAGGCGUGUCUUGUUAUCCUCUUGAAGCUUCUAUCCAAGACAGCGGGAGCAGACAGCCAGAUAUUGGAGGUGUGCGUUGUCCAGUGCCUUGAACUGCUGACAGAAAUGCGCCCUUGGAGGAGAUCAGCUGCGCAGACACACGAUCUACUUUUAUUCAUCUUCAACGCCAGGACGGCAAGCACGCAGGACUGGGGCGCCAACUGUUCUCUGUCGGACGAAGCCCUUCUCAAUCUUUUAGGCUUUGGCCCAAUUGAUGGUGAUGUCGAUUGGAGCCAAAUCUUGGACUAUAAUGAACAGGCACCCUGUGGCGACUUGAUGGAUGGCAGCAGCAGCUAUCUCGGCUAGACAAAUCUCCGAAGAGGAUCACAUAAUUCCUUCACUUCUGCCUAGAUGU
Molecule: messenger RNA, 1075 nt
Organism: Emericellopsis atlantica
Lineage: Eukaryota; Fungi; Ascomycota; Sordariomycetes; Hypocreales; Bionectriaceae
Exons: 2
Coding region: 223-1026 (267 amino acids)
Biological process (GO): positive regulation of transcription from RNA polymerase II promoter by galactose
Cellular component (GO): nucleus
Molecular function (GO): DNA-binding transcription factor activity, RNA polymerase II-specific; RNA polymerase II cis-regulatory region sequence-specific DNA binding
Source: RefSeq, a predicted model, not a curated record